UUGAUUGUGCCUAGUCCUGAAAAUAUGAUGGCUGCCACAUCUGAUAAGCCUACACCUAAAGCCAAUGCCAAUAAGCUUCAAAAUUCUGAAAUCCCCCCAAGUGAGCGGUUAGAAAAACAAAUACCAAUCACUUCCAUUCCAGUGCAGACCCCUAAUGUGGUGAAUGAUUUAUUGGCUGAUUUAGAAAGUCUAAAUGAAGCAUAUGCAUGUAGCAUGGAUACACAGAAGGCCAUAGUUGAAUCUUGUUCCACCAUUCAAAGUCAUCUCUCAACAGAGCAGCCCCAUACUACACCUCCCACAACCAAGAUUGUAGACAAUUCCAUCCUGCUUCCAUUGGGCCAACAACUCAGUGUCGUUCUAUCCAAACCUGUUUUGACACUUGCUACCGAUCCGCAGUUUAAGGCUCAGCUUUCUGAUAUUUUGCAAACUUUUUCAACUACACCACAUCCUGAGACUAUUGAUCCUUUGUUAGCUCACUUGUAGAAAGUUUAU
Molecule: messenger RNA, 492 nt
Organism: Arachis ipaensis
Lineage: Eukaryota; Viridiplantae; Streptophyta; Magnoliopsida; Fabales; Fabaceae
Source: RefSeq, a predicted model, not a curated record